CUUAAAUUUUUAAAAUCUAUUGACAAGCUGGUGAGCAGCAUGUGCAACUUGCAACAGUAUGGAGGCACAUGCUGUUACCCUUAAGAUAUUUCUAGUCUAUAUGUUUCUUCACCUUGGAGAGAAAGAAGGUUUUGGCAUUUUAGCUCCCACCGACCUGUUGGUGUAAUAAGAAGUAGAUAGACUUCUAUUGAUCUGGUCAGUGUGUGCAUUCAGUCGAGGUCAAAGCUUUUAUACGGUGCUUUACGUGCCUAAUGUCUGUGUCUUCUUGUCAGUCCAACCAUUUAUUGCCUGUUUUCUGUCCUUUCUUCUGUUGUUUCUCUCAUUCAUUGCCUCUCUCUCUUUCUUUCUCUUUCCAGAACAAAUCAACAAUGUCCAGAGAAGUCAUCCAAGUCAUCAUCUGCAGGCAGCUGGCCACAAACUGAGAAAAGCUUUGACUGCAAUGUCCAAGUGGAAGUAGAUAAACUAGUGAGGAGGUCAUUAAUGGAGGAGCGUUGACAGUUUAUAGCCUUAUUGGACAUUGAAUUCCUAUCUGCUACUUCCACAGACAAACUCUUUCACGCUGCUCCCCAAACACACAAAUUCAUUUGGGUAAACAAAAGCUGGAACGAUUACGGCUUUCUGUUGGAUAUAAUCUUGCUGACGCUGGCUGAUGUCACUGCUUGCCUCCAUCCCCUUCAGCUCCUCUGGGGGCUGAGCCAACCUGCAGAGGAGCAUGGGCAGAAGGGUGGCUGACCCAACCAAUCCGGUGCCUGCACUGGGAGUUCCCCUGGCGGGGGGGCGAUGGGGCCCACUGUGCAGUGUCGGGGUGCAGACAUCUCCCAGACUGCGGACUCUCCCCUCCAUCAAACGACACAGCAGUCAACCAACCAACACACAUCGGCCGCUCACCAUGGCAACAGACAAAACAACGGCAGUGGAGACAGGGGGAGUUAUCAGAAGUGACAGCAAUAGUCUGCCGGUGUCCAAGGAGACAUCUCAGAACGAGAUCAACAGCCUGACACAGGACGACAUGGGGUCACAGGGGUCAGGCAGUGGAGUUUACUGCCAGAUCAAAACCAUACGGACAAACCCCAACGACGCAAGAGGUAAAAGGACAGCUCGGUAUACAAAUGGCAGCGUGGUAGCCUCGGAUGUGGUGGGAGGGGUUUGCAGCGAGGCCACAGAGGGGAAGGAGCCGGCCCAAGAGAGGAGGCGGGUUCAGUCCUUACGAGGUGAGGGUCAUCGCUCAGUGUUAAAGACGGGCAGUGUUUGUACGACUGUGCACGCCACCCCGCCUCGGCCGUGUCGAAUAAUGGCGACGUCCCCACCUCGACUUUGUGGAACAUGUGGGAGGAGACGAUCGCAGAUGACACCGUGCACAGGUGCAUGUCGCAGGAGGGCAGUCAAUCAAAUAACAGCGAGCCAGACUUUACCUAAUCCGCCACGGAAACCAUCUGUAGCGACAAACCCAUCCAGAAAAGGCUCCGCUGCCCUGAACUCUCACAGCAAAAACACAGACACAGCCAACACACAACAGCACACAUCAGUAAAGACCUCUCAAAUACCACAGCUGUCACACACUAUACCGAAAACACACAGUUCACAUUCGAACCACACGGCGCACACUCAGAACAAAGCAAGAGACUCAAAGCAGCCGACAAGGCCACAUUCUGCAGACUUCAGUCAUUACAAGGACUCAGCCACGCAAACAACGGACACACACAACAACUCAGAUAGGACCACUGCUAGCACACAUUCACAACAAACUCACACACCAACUGCAGAGGUGACAGAACCACAUUCAGCUGACAAACACAGUCGUGAUCUGGCUCAUACCCAGCACGCUGAUGAACCUGCACACUCAUCAGUCAACUCAAAGCCUCCAACUCCUUCCUCUCACAGUGACUUAAAAUCUAGCAGCACGCCACCUCUUCCACCCAAAAACUCCCCUAAAUCCACUCUUUCCAAACCAGCCACACCUGUAGCGCAAACCAAAAACCAGGAGACCACAGAUAUUUCCAAACAAUCCUCAGAACGGAUCAAACUCAAGGACUACCCGAAACAGAAGAGCAAAUCAUUCGACGACCACACCCUGCCUUGUAAGACUCAUCUGAAAGCACAAUGUAACGGGGCUCCGGGAGGGCUGCUAGACGGACACGCAGUGAAUGCACCACGUGGGCUGGAGAGGCAGCUGCAGAGUGUGGAGGAGAACCUACUAUCCAAUCAGGAGAAGAUCAAGGUGCUUCUCAACGUGAUUCAAGACCUGGAGAAGAGCAAGGCCUUCAGCGAAGGUCGCAGCUCAUACAGAACUGGUCAGGACAUAAACAACUGUCCCACCUGCCAAAAGACAGCCUGCAUCAUCUACAGUGUGGAGCAUGAUUUUCGGCAGCAGGAGGGACGCUUCCAGGGGGUUAUGGAGGCCCUUGAGGGGGAAUAUGAUGUGCCUGCAUCGACUCUGACCAAGCCCACGCCAGCUCCUUCUUCCUCCAGUCGUCCCAGCACCAAGGCACGUGUCAAGAAACUGCGCAAGAAGUGUUUCUGGUGGCUCUAAGCUUUGCAUAAGCCACAAUAGCCUCUCUUGGUGACAAGUGCAUACAGGUGUGGAUUAUAUUUCAGGGGACCCAAAAUGUUCAAGAGUAAAGCAUCUCAUGUGGGUGCACAGCGUGCUUAGUGUUACUAAAUUCAGAGGGUCCAUUUUUCCGAGCGGCAUCCCAGUAUAUGGCACAUUUUCCACCACAACCCAUCCUGAGCUCUGAUAAAAUAUACUGGUGAGCAGGUAGAAAGAAAGGAAACGCACUAAGGAAAGAAAAGAGGACCAAAGGAGCUGCUGAUUUUUUUUCUCAGAGCCACCCGGGAGGGAGUCUGAGAAAGAUCAUCCCUUUUCUUUCUCUGUGGGAGCCAGUCUUUGGCGAUAAAAUUGUGAUCAGCUUUUGACUGAAAGUGAGGACAUUGUGUUUCCAGAACAAAUCUGUAACAGGCAGAUGAAGCGUUGACACUUUGGAUAUCAGACAGGUGUACUGUUCACUUGGCUCAGUUGCUGUCUAGACAGAUGGACAGAUGUGUGAGCUGGAAGUGAACCUUCACAGCAAUUCUGGCUUCAUUACAGCAAUAAGCAGGGGAACCUUGAUCGAAUCUUCCUUGAAAAUCCAAGGAAUUUAACAACAAAUUGGAAUACUGUGUCUCUGGAUGGCUUAACAGCUGAAAUAUGAAUGUAGCAACAGCUGGAGCACAAGAGGGAUAUUGGUGGAAAAACAAGCUGAUGAGCUUCUGGAAACAUGGAGAUUGCUCACUCGAUCAUCAGAAUUUUGGAGAGCAAAGUGGAGAUUGUACUUAGACUACAUUAAGAGACAAUGUGAUAGGCAGCUGAUGAAAGACUGACAGUCUGUGUCAGACAAUUAAGAAUUCUGUCAAUGCUGACUGACAGAGUGAUUGAUUCUCUCCUUUAUUACCGUCCAAAAUGGAAAUGUUUCGCUGUAAGCUCAAUCUUGUUUCAAGGAUUUUCACACAAACGUGCAAACAAAUACGUGCACAAAGAGGCAUACACUUGCAGGCACUGCUUUACACAUAUAGUAGACUCACUGAAACACAAGCAACCACCAUAACCCACAUGCAAACAUGCUUAUAGUACACAUUCAGUACAUUUGUGAACCAGUGCAAACUAGGGGUA
Molecule: messenger RNA, 3646 nt
Organism: Stegastes partitus (bicolor damselfish)
Lineage: Eukaryota; Metazoa; Chordata; Actinopteri; Pomacentridae
Gene: insyn2b
Product: inhibitory synaptic factor family member 2B
Exons: 3
Coding region: 713-2530 (605 amino acids)
Source: RefSeq, a predicted model, not a curated record